Messenger RNA from Diplodia corticola, 759 nucleotides. RefSeq lists its product as uncharacterized. The transcript has 3 exons. The record is from RefSeq and is a predicted model, not a curated record. NCBI's taxonomy places the organism in Eukaryota, Fungi, Ascomycota, Dothideomycetes, Botryosphaeriales, Botryosphaeriaceae. The coding region runs from base 1 to 759 and encodes 252 amino acids.
AUGACAGUUGAAUCAAAGCCGACCAUUCUGCUUGUCCCGGGUGCUUGGCAGCCCUCGGACGCCUUCGAUCCUCUCCGUCGCCAGCUCAGGCAGAAGGGCUAUGAAUCCGUCGCCGUCGACCAUCCCUCAGUGGGCAGCGAGCCGGCAGACCAGACUCUGGACACCGAUGUCAUCUCACUGAGGGCUGCCUUGGCCCAUCUCAUCGACCAGCAAGCCAAGCAUGUGGUCCUCGUCCUCCACUCUUAUGGCGGAGUUGUCGGCUCCUGCGCUAGCGAGGGCUUCGGCGCCAUACAGCGCGCCAAAGAGGGGAAACAGGGCGGCAUUCUGGAGAUCAUCUAUCUGUCCGCGUUCGCCCUUCCAAAGGGGACGAGCUUGGUCGACAUGCUUGGCGGCGACCCUUUGCCAUGGAUGAGAUUUGAGGGCCCCAAGGUCUUCGUCGACCUACCAGCCUCCACUGGUUUCCCUGAUCUUUCGCCAGCCGAGCAGGAGAAGUGGAACUCCCGCCUCACCCACACUGCCGCUGCCGUCUUUUCCGGCCCCUCGACCUAUGAGCCGUGGCAUGACAUCCCUUGCAUGUAUUUCAUCUGCGAUGGCGACACGGUUCUGCUCCCACCCAUCCAAGAGGCAAUGGCUCGGAACUUGAACGCUACUGUCCGAAGGACUACUGGCGCCCAUUCUCCCUUCCUCUCCGUCACUGAUCAGGUCGUGGAAGGAAUCGAAGCUGGCGUAAAAGAGGGGCAGCUAAAGAGCAAGCUUUGA